Molecule: messenger RNA, 966 nt
Organism: Vicia villosa (hairy vetch)
Lineage: Eukaryota; Viridiplantae; Streptophyta; Magnoliopsida; Fabales; Fabaceae
Exons: 1
Coding region: 1-966 (321 amino acids)
Molecular function (GO): RNA binding
Source: RefSeq, a predicted model, not a curated record
AUGAGAGAGUAUCGAUAUGCUGUUAGAGGGGGAGGGUGGAUGGAGGUCAAAAACAGAAGACUAUUUCACAGUUGGAAACCUCGGUGGGAUACGGUUCCCUAUGGUGGAAAAAAUUUGAACUUUAAGGGGCUGAAGGAGAAACUAGUGAAUUCUAUUUACUUUUCUAAAAUUCUUGAAUUCUCUGUGUCUAAGGAGUUGUUCGAGUUGUUUGGGUGUAUUGGUAGAGUGGUAGAGGUUUCAAUUUCACCAAGGAGGAACAAUAUUGGGAAGAGGUUCGGCUUUGCGAGAUUCGUGGAAGUGGAGGAUGAGCGUUUGUUGGCGGUGCGGAUAGAUAAUGUGAUCAUUGAUGGUAAGAAAAUUCAUGCUAAUAUACCGCGGUAUCAGAGGAAUGUUGCUGUUGGAGGCUCUAAGGGUAAGGAGAAAGAAGUGGUUUUUGUUAAUCACAAUGUGGUCAGGAAGGAGAUGUGGAGGGAUAAUCGGAGUUUCGCUGAGGUUGUCAACAAGGAGAGGGAAAACUGUAGUCGUAAGAAAGAAGAACAAGGGCUGAGUUUCUGUUACAUGUCGAAGGAAGAGGAUAGGAUGAGGUUAAACAAAGCUUACGUUUGUAAGGUUAUUGUACCGGGUUCGGCAUAUAAUAUUCAGACUCACUUCGAGAUGGAAGGCUUUUUCGCGAUUAAAGUUUCUCUGAUGGGUGGUAAUUUGUGUUUGCUGGAGGAGAUGGAGGAGGGGUAUAUUGAAGACCUUAUCGGAGAAGGCGAGACGUGGUGGAGGACUUGGUUUACAGAGAUAAAGAAAUGGGAGGAUGCUAAAGUCGAUGAUAGUAGAGUGGUGUGGAUUCGAAUCUUCGGAAUUCUGGCUCAUGCUUGGUCUUCUGACUUUUUUAUGGGGAUAGCUGACACGAUGGGAACUUUUGUGUGCAUAGAUGAACAUACUUCGAAAGGCAAUUUCUGGACGUUGCGAGAAUAA